AUGAUCUUCAUAAUUACGAUCCUUCUCCUUGCCGCAGACUUUUACUACCUCAAGAAUAUUGCUGGGCGCCGGCUGGUCGGCCUGCGCUGGUGGAACGAAGUCGACCCGGCGACGGGGGACUCGCAUUGGGUGUUUGAGAGCGCCGAGCCCGGCACCAAGGUAGUCAACCCGACAGACAGCCGGUUCUUCUGGCUGGCCAUCUACGUGCAGCCACUGUUUUGGGUUGCGCUCGCGAUAUUGGCGUUGGUUAGGCUGAUGUUCAUUUGGCUUCCGCUUGUUGCGAUCGCCCUUGUCUUGACCAUCACCAACAGCCUUGCCUUCUCGCGGUGCGACAAGUUCAGCCAGGCCUCGAACCUUGCAGGCAGCGCGUUUGGCUCUUCAGGUCUUGCGGGAAACAUUGCGAGCAGAAUGGUGGGCAGAAUCUUUGGGAGGUGA
Thermochaetoides thermophila DSM 1495 is the source of this 435-nucleotide messenger RNA. RefSeq lists its product as uncharacterized. Gene Ontology annotation, biological process: vesicle-mediated transport; protein secretion. Bases 1 to 435 code for a protein of 144 amino acids. Gene Ontology annotation, cellular component: Golgi membrane. The transcript is spliced from 2 exons. The record is from RefSeq and is a predicted model, not a curated record. Lineage: Eukaryota; Fungi; Ascomycota; Sordariomycetes; Sordariales; Chaetomiaceae.